Messenger RNA from Knipowitschia caucasica, 1635 nucleotides. NCBI's taxonomy places the organism in Eukaryota, Metazoa, Chordata, Actinopteri, Gobiiformes, Gobiidae. The record is from the annotation of a GenBank genome assembly.
AUGCACAUUAUGAUCGACUUAUUGCCCAAACUGGAGAAGCGUGCAGGAGCGGACGGAAGCUCCAGGGAGGGCGGCUGUCAGUGCUCGCAUCACCCGGGAGGAGAGGCGCAGGGCUGGGGGAAGAAUCGCGUCAGAUCAGCAGCUGAAGCCGGCUGGCCUAACAACAAACACGCUCUGAGGAUCCUUCAAGAUUUCAGCAACGAACCAGGCUCCAACCUCACGUCCCACUCCCUGGAGAAGCGCGUAUCGGCCGCGGAUAGAGGCGCAGCUCACGGACGGAUGAGAGGAGGCAGAGAGCAGCACAAAGCGCUCAUAGAGGAGAGCAGCUCCGUGCCUGCACACAGAGCAUCCAGACUUUCCGCGCUGUUUGCCCACCCGCUGUACAAGACUCAGUGUCCUCCGCUCACGGACGACGACACGCUGUUUAAUGUCAACACAGACAUCAAAUUUUACCCCAGAACCACGGGCCAGGGAUGGCAUCAUGAAGAGGGGAAUGGAGAGGAGGAUGAGUUUUCCCCCACAGCAGAGGGGACAGCAGAGACGUACCCAAACUGGCUGCGCUUCCACAUCGGCAUCAACCGCUACGAGCUGUACCCCCGACACAGCACCGUGCUGGAGGCUCUGCUCAAAGACCUGGUCAGCCAGAGAAUCACCAGUGUGGCCAUGAAAUCCGGAGGCACGCAGCUGAAGCUGAUAAUGACUUUCCAGAACUAUGGACAGGCGCUGUUCAAGCCAAUGAAACAAACCAGGGAGCAGCAAACACCCCCAGACUUUUUCUACUUCUCUGACUUUGAGAGGCACAAUGCAGAGAUCGCAGCCUUCCACUUGGACCGAAUUCUGGAUUUCCGCCGAGUGCCUCCAGUGGCCGGCCGCCUCGUCAACAUGACUAGAGAGAUCCGAGAUGUGACACGUGACAAGAAGCUGUGGAGGACAUUCUUUAUCUCUCCAGCUAACAACGUGUGCUUCUAUGGCGAAUGUUCGUACUACUGCUCCACUGAACACGCUCUGUGCGGUAAACCAGACCAGAUCGAGGGCUCACUGGCUGCAUUCCUGCCAGACCUGACUCUGGCCAAACGCAAGACUUGGAGAAACCCAUGGAGACGAUCAUAUCACAAACGCAAGAAGGCUGAAUGGGAGGUGGACCCUGACUACUGCGAUGAAGUGAAGCAGACGCCUCCGUACGACCGCGGGACUCGGCUCCUGGAUGUUAUGGACAUGACCAUCUUUGACUUCUUGAUGGGUAACAUGGACCGCCAUCAUUAUGAAACAUUUGAGAAGUUUGGAAACUACUCUUUCAUUAUUCACCUUGACAAUGGGAGAGGGUUUGGAAAACAUUCGCAUGACGAGGUGUCAAUUCUGGUGCCUCUCAGUCAAUGCUGCAGAGUUCGAAAGUCGACUUAUCUGCGCCUUCAGCUGUUGGCCAAAGAGGACUACAGCCUGAGCUCCCUGAUGGAGGAGUCUCUGCUGCAGGACCGCUUGUCCCCGGUCCUGAUCCAACCGCACCUGAAGGCUUUGGACCGGCGCCUGGGCCUGGUGCUGCAGGUCCUGGACGGAUGCAUAGAUAAAGAAGGGUUCUCUAGCGUUGUGGAGGAGGACUUAAUUGAGGCCACAGCCAUGAGCCCAGGCUACAGGUAG